AUGCUUGCGGAGCCGUAUCAAGAAAAGCAUGCCCUGGCAGCCCAGUUUGACCAUUUGAAUGGUCAGCAGCGUGUGGUACCGAGCCUGAAAACUAUCCACCCGGGAUGGGUCCUCGAGAAGCAUCCUGAGUAUGAGCGGCUCGGCAGAGACUUGGCUGCGUGGUGUAACAGCUGGUGGGACGAUCCCAGAAUUCGAUACAUGCUCGAAUCUCUUGACCCCGCUCUCUGGACUGCGUUAUCAUAUCCAAGGACUCCAUAUGACAAGCUAUUAGUGAUUGGAAAGUGUCUUGCUUGGACAUUUGUCUGGGACGACGCCAUCGACGACGGGAAAUUUACACAUGACAUCGAGGGAGUACUCAGGUAUCAGGACGAGACACUUGGAUUCAUCAAUGACUGUUUCGAACCUGGAAUACAAACUCUCUCUCUGACCCAUCCCGACCCUGCCAUCGAGGCCUUCAAGGAUUUUGCAUAUGAGAUCAAAGAAACCUCUAAUCCACUGACCACUAGCCGCUUUGCUGAAGAGUUCCGCAUUUGGGUGAUUUCGACAGCCGAGUGCCAGAAAGAGCGCGUACAGCCCGAUGUACCCGCAUUGACAAGCUAUCUGACAAGAAGAUCAUUGAAUGUAGGCUUCUACCCGUAUAUUGUCUUACUUGAAUAUGCCUAUGAUGUGAGCAUUCCAGACAAGUGGUGGAAAACCAACAAGGACAUGCAAAUAAUAUGGUAUCAAUCAGCCCUGAUAGCAUUCAUGGAAUUUUGCGGUAGUACCAAUGACAUGGUCUCCCUUCCUAAAGAACUAGUUGCGGGCCAGUUUGAAAGCUGGAUUCCACUAACAAUGUACCACCGGGGUGUCUCAGUCCAAGACGCAAUGGACUCCACAGGCCAAAUGGUUCGAGAUACAUCUGUAAAGAUCCUCGACGCGGAAAAUAGACUUUACGCGGAUGCCAAUGCUGAGAUACUCCUCGCAACGGUACCUUAAACACGGUGUAGUGCAAGAAGAUGGCUCAAUUAUUUUCAAAAUGAAUGUGAAAACUGCCGAGCGAAAAGGAAUAUAGACG
Amorphotheca resinae ATCC 22711 is the source of this 1054-nucleotide messenger RNA. RefSeq lists its product as hypothetical. The record is from RefSeq and is a predicted model, not a curated record. Bases 1 to 975 code for a protein of 324 amino acids. NCBI's taxonomy places the organism in Eukaryota, Fungi, Ascomycota, Leotiomycetes, Helotiales, Amorphothecaceae. The transcript has 8 exons.